This is a messenger RNA of Homo sapiens (human), 3263 nucleotides long. RefSeq names its product sorting nexin 20 (gene SNX20). The record is from RefSeq and is marked validated. The transcript is spliced from 4 exons. Gene Ontology annotation, molecular function: phosphatidylinositol-4,5-bisphosphate binding; phosphatidylinositol-3-phosphate binding; phosphatidylinositol binding. Gene Ontology annotation, biological process: protein transport. Bases 133 to 522 code for a protein of 129 amino acids. Lineage: Eukaryota; Metazoa; Chordata; Mammalia; Primates; Hominidae. Gene Ontology annotation, cellular component: nucleus; plasma membrane; cytoplasm.
AAACGGGGAACUUAGAAAGUGGCAGCCCCUCGGCUUGUCGCCGGAGCUGAGAACCAAGAGCUCGAAGGGGCCAUAUGACACUCCUCCCGGACCCCUGGACACACACAGCCCUGGAGACUGGAGCCUUGGAGCAUGGCAAGUCCAGAGCACCCUGGGAGCCCUGGCUGCAUGGGACCCAUAACCCAGUGCACGGCAAGGACCCAGCAGGAAGCACCAGCCACUGGCCCCGACCUCCCGCACCCAGGACCUGACGGGCACUUAGACACACACAGUGGCCUGAGCUCCAACUCCAGCAUGACCACGCGGGAGCUUCAGCAGUACUGGCAGAACCAGAAAUGCCGCUGGAAGCACGUCAAACUGCUCUUUGAGAUCGCUUCAGCUCGCAUCGAGGAGAGAAAAGUCUCUAAGUUUGUGAUGGGGAAAUCAAGGCCUGGAGAGAUGACUUAUCCAGGGUCACGUGGCGAGACAGGGACAGCACCAGAACCAGACCCGAGAUGUCCACGUCAAAGUGACAUGCUCUGAGAGGCAGCACACACAGAAUAACCCUGCAUCCAAAUUCCAGGAAGCUCUUAGGGGUCAUCCAGCUGGGCCUAGGGGUGCAGGGUCAGUGCUGAGGCCUGGGCAGGGCCGCUAGCCUCCCUGAGCUUUCUGGCUUCAGGCUGGGAGGCACAGUUCAGGGUGGACUGUGACCCCUUGGCCUAGAAUGCCCUUAGCUCUGCUCUCUAGUGGCUGUCCCCAUAGCUGGAACUCUGUUUUGGAGUGGCAAAACCAGUUCCACCUGCUGGUAGGGGUAGGUUGGCUCCCAACACAUCCCCAGCAGGCCUCUCUUGGGCUCAAAAGCCAAGCUGUGCCCAGCCACGUCUCCAAAUGCUUCCUGGCCCCCAUGCAGCAACUGCAUUUAGCUGCCUUCCCAGAAUUUCCUGCAUGCUCACACAGCCCUUCCCUCUGGGGCCCAACAAUGCCACAGCCUGUUCUAUCAAUCACCAGCUGUUUUCCUUUGAGCAGUCUCCUUUUACUUAUGCACAUUUACUUGAAAAAGAAACUUCCUAUUACUAUCCUAAAUGGAAACUCAGAAUCACUUGCUAUAAUUAGAAAGUAGCUACAAAAAUAAACACAAUGAAACCGAUCACUGUUAUUACACCCUAACCCGCUUUUACCUGAGACAGGCCCUGAGCCUGAGGCCGCUGGUAGACUUUUGUUAAAAGAGAGAGAGACAGAGACAGAGAAAUAAGCAUUAGAGACCUGCAAUCACCAAGCUGAGACUUCUCUUUGAUUUACUCAGAAGGACUGGAAAAUGUUGUCCUGCAAAAGGAGGUAAGUUUCUCACCACGUAGCGCUGAUCAUCCCGUGUUGCCCGUGCGUUGCUGCAGACCAUCUGGGGUCUUGCCCAAGCACCCUGGAGACUUUGCUCCCUGGUUUCCUGGUCACCAACUCGAGUGUUCAGCCCUGUGUGCUCUCCAGCUCCUAAGUCGUGGGCCUGGUUUCAGCUUUGAUUGCCCACUCUUGGCUUUCAACCCGUAGGCUCCGGCUCCUGACGCCACACCCUGAUAUCAAGACCCUCAGAUGGAGCGAGCGUUCUGGGCUGGUCGAAGCCUGAAGCCGCAGUAUGUCCUUGAGUGGGUCCCCCCCUACCCAUCUAGCUGUUGCCCCCAUGGUAAGAUCAAGAAAAUGCCCUCCCCUCCAAAAGUCCCCACGCCGAGCCCUCAUCUGUCAGCUCCCAGGCUCGGCCCCCUCACUAGCUCCAGGCUGGGAGGCACAGUUCAGGGCAGACUGUGGCCCCUCAGCAUAGCAUGGACUUAGCUCUGCUCUCUAGUGGCUGUCCCCAUAGCUAGAACUCUGUUUUGGAGCAGCAAAACUAGUUCCACCUGCUGGUAGGGCUAAGUUGACUCCCAACAUGUCCCCAGCGUGUUGGUGUUGGGAACCUUGAUCUAGCUGCUCGUUUUCUCAGUAACCAAAGAUCCCUGGCACUCCUACGAUGUCUCAGGCCUUAUCUAGAGCUGGGGAUACAGCAGUGACCAGGACAGAACUGGUCCCUGCCUCACGGAAGUGAAGUGUCAGGAGGCCACUCCCAAAGCAAAUGGAAGCUGGGACAGAAUGAUGUCCUCAGCCAGGUGGUCAGGGAAGGCUUCUCAGAGGGGGCGCUGUUCAAAGAAUCACAGAGCAUACAAAGGAGCUGGCCCUGGGAGCACAGAGAGGGGAGAAUUUUAGGCAAAGAGGUAGCAGGAGCACAGCCCUGAGGCAGGAAACUACCCCCCCACCACCCUCGGCAUCCUCAGUUCUGGUUUGCACCCAGAAAGGGGGUAGGUCCAGGACACACCCGGACUGAUGUGUCACACUGGCUGUGCCAGCUGAGAGAGUGGGCUCCAGGCACCACUAACAGAGAAGCCUUGCAAGGCAGGUCCAUGCACCGCCCGCCUCCAGUUACCACUCAUUGCAAAGGAAAUGAGCUGGGAGCCUGUGUGUGGGCCGUGCAGACCCUUUUGGUUACAAGCCACAAAAACCCAGGUUAAUCUGAUGAGGAAGGAAUUUAUUAUCUGUAAAGUCCAGGAGCAGGCUAGCUUUACACCAAGCAGGAUCCAAGGACCCACACUUGUCACCUCAUAUCUCUCUCUCUCUCCCACUUUCGCUUUCUCUGUCUCUUCUUAGUUCUGCUUUCCUCCACUGUGCCUUCGCUCUCAGAGAGAGCUCUCCCCUGGCAGUGACAAGAUGGCUGCAGCAGCUCCAGCAACCUCAGAGGACUCCCCCAUCCAGGGUCCUUGUGAGCUCCUCAUCUGUAGGAUGUGCAGUAAACACUCACGUGUCCUUUCCUGAGGAGCCCAGUGGCUGGGGUGGGGGCUGAGGGGCAGCCCCUAUGCCCUCACAGUGCAGCAACCUUGGUUAGCUCACCCAUCAGGGCAGACUUGGGCAGAAAUCAUGUCUUGGCAUAUUGUUUUGUAAUCUGCUUUUUAAAUUGUCACUAUAUAUUAUGAGCAUUUCCCUAUAAUAUACAAUAUUCUUCCACAUUAUGUUUAAUGGUUUCAUUGUAUUCUAAUGCAUAUUCUAUAGUUAUUUUAACCACCCCACAAUGUUGCAAAAUGUCCUUAUUUGGGACAACACUGCUGCAAACACUUUGACCCAUAUGUCCUUUUUGUGUGCACUCUUAUGGCAACUUCUAACGGUGGCAUUUCUGAAUCAUAGACACUUUUUUGACUUCUACAUAUUUUAUUUUUUUAGUUGACAAAAACUGUAUUUAUGAAUCAUAAACACUUAAUGAUUUUGCUAUU